Molecule: messenger RNA, 1483 nt
Organism: Carica papaya (papaya)
Lineage: Eukaryota; Viridiplantae; Streptophyta; Magnoliopsida; Brassicales; Caricaceae
Biological process (GO): base-excision repair, AP site formation; base-excision repair
Cellular component (GO): nucleus
Molecular function (GO): 8-oxo-7,8-dihydroguanine DNA N-glycosylase activity
Source: RefSeq, a predicted model, not a curated record
GAGGGGGAGGGGAAGAAUAUGAGUGAAGGAGAAGAAGAAAGAGAUGAAGCCGAGAAGAAGAAGAAGAAGAAGAAGAAGAAGAAGAAGAAAAGAGAAGCAACAACAUCCAACAAAGCUCAGUCUAUUGAAAUUUUGUCAACUCGGUGAAGAUGAAGCGGAUUGGAGUGAAAAAUAUAAGAAGUCAAAGAGGCAAAAAAAGAGAAAUGGAAAAUAAAUGUGGAACUUCGGGAGAGCAAAUGCAAAGGGAAAUAAAUGCAAAAUGGGAAGAGGAGCCAGCUGACAAUUUAAGAAGAAAGAAACGGACAGAAAGAGAAGUGGAAAGAACAGAGAAAGGUGCAAGUUGAUUGAAGCUUGAUAGAAUGAAUUUACGAUUGCAUCUAGGAGAAUGCAAGGGGAGCUUUAAUUUGGAGAAAGCAGUGUGCAAUCAUGGCUUCUUUAUGAUGCCUCCAAACUUGUGGAGUCCUUCCAAAAAGACACUUGAAAGGCCUUUACGCCUCUCCAAUGUCUCUUCUUCAGUAUAUGCUUCAAUCUCACACCCUUCGAACUCUACAUUUCUUGUUAUUCAACUACACCAUAUUCAUAAUAUCUCCUCUUCUGACAAGCACGCCAUACUGGAACAAGUUGGAAGAAUGUUGAGAAUAUCUAAAAAGGAUGAGGAAGUUGUGCGAGAGUUCCAGAAAGUGCAUGAGGCGGCAAAGAACAAGGGUUUUGGUCGAGUUUUUCGAUCUCCUUCUCUCUUUGAAGAUGUCGUCAAGUCUCUCCUUCUUUGCAAUUGCACAUGGGGAAGAACAUUGAAGAUGGCAAAAAGUCUUUGUGAGCUCCAAUAUGAAAUUGUAAGAGGGAUUUCCGUAGAAAAGAGAAAGAAAAGGAAGAGGACAACAAAUAGAAGCAUUAACGACACUAUGAAUCAAGAAUACUUCAGCAAAGGCAAUUUCCCAAAUGCUGAAGAGUUGGCUGGUCUCAGUCCAGACUUACUUGAAGAGCGUUGUAAACUUGGUUAUAGAGCAAACUAUGUUAUUAACCUUGCUCAACUAGUUAAGAGUGGGAGACUUGACCUUACUAAUAUUCAAGAUUUGGUCAAAAUUAAGGGCUUUGGCUCUUUCGUAUGUGCUAAUGUUUCCAUGUGUAUUGGAUUUUACCAAAAUAUUCCUGCAGAUACCGAGACUAUGAGGCAUUUGAAACAGGUACAUGGCUUGGAAACUUGCUCUAGGAGUACGCUGGUAAAAGACGUUAAAGCUAUUUAUGACAAAUAUUCACCAUUCCAAGCUUUGGCAUAUUGGUUCGAGUUGCUCAAUUACUAUGAAAGCAAAUGCGGGAAGCUUAGUGAGCUACCAUGUUCUAAGUAUCCAAGUGUUACUGGAAGUGUGUUUGAGUGAAAUUGAAAUGUUGUAUUUUGAAUGGGAUGUAGUUUGAUUAAUUAGAUAUAUUUACCAAAAUAUUAUAAUGUUGUAGUUUGCACUAAAAUUUUAGAUUAGUUUUCCAA